UUAUUUGGCAUCCAUUUUCUUGUCUCUUUUAUCACUCAAUAUUUUAUAGUCAAUAGUAUAUAUUGUCUGUUUGUGUCUUUUCUUCCAUUUAAUUUUUUGUAGAAAAAUCCUGUUAACUAAUCUAUCUUCACUCUCAUUUUAUCCUCUUUCUCCAUUUUCUUUGGAUCAUGGACUCGGGGAAUUCUCAAAAGAUGCUUGACAAGUGCAUCUAUGAUUACUUUGUUAAGAAGGGGAUGCGUGAGUCUGCCAAGGAAUUCGCGAGUGAAGUUGAUGUUGAAAAUCCCACAGAUGAUGCUACAAAAUCUCCAGGGUCAUUUCUCACGGACUGGUGGAAUGUGUUCUAUGAUAUGCUCAUCUCUAAUCAGUCCGCCCAAGAUCCUUAUGCUGAGGCUGCACGUACUAUGGACAAUGUGGUACCUCAAGUCCCUUAUGCUGUGCCAACAUCUUCUUCUCAUUCUGUUACACCAGCACAUAAUAUAUCUCUUGUGGUGCCGGCAUUUAGUCCUGAGAGAUCACAAGAGCCAUGCCAUCUGAGGAUGCCUGAGGACGAAGUGACACCUAAGUUAAGAUUUCUUGACGUGGAUCGUCCGAGUCAGGGGGCGGCGUUUGUAACUGAUUCUAGCCGCCUGAUGGAGCAGAUUCCAAAUAUGCCUCAACAGUGGGAGGCCAAAGAUGAGGGAGAGGGACAAGGCAUUUACUUUGACCAAACUAUGCAGAUGGAACCAAAUGGCGAUACCCCUAAAAAUUUUGUGCUUCCGGUGCCAGAUCCUUGUGAAGCAGGCUCUUCCACCGGCUCCUGCUCUGGAAUGCAGCAAACUCCCUAAUCAAAUCAAGAUCUCUUGAUUUCCUGAUCUUUCUCUUGGCAUGGAAUUAAGAAGAUUGGGAAAGAUGCUGACUUGCAGAAAGCUACAAUAGAUGAUACUGAAAAGAAAAAGAAAAGGAAAGCUACAUAUCUCAAAGAGAUGAUAUCUAAUAAGUGCAAGCAAUUUGUAUGGUGCUUUGAAGCAUAGAUGAUAUCUAAUAAGGAGUAUGCUUAUUGAGGAAUUAGAGCUUGUAGAUCUGUUAGGUUCUCUGUAAUGUUGGUUGAUAUUGGGCAUGUGUUGGCUGAUGGCACUAUGGCACUAUGUGACUCAACUUAUUCAUGUCAAAGGGUUGUUGAUUUGAUGUCAUUUCAGCCUCAGAGAUGGAUAAGACGAGUCACAUGAGCAUCCACAACAUGAUGUAGAUAACAUGUAUCAAGAACUUACCUUUUUGGAAAAAUAGCGGAAUCUACAUGAGUAGGAUCAAACCUUAUGCCUUUUAUUUAUAUGAGGUACCCCUUUAAAGAACUCCCCAAGAGGGCUUAAGGUCGUUGGAUUUGAAGCAGCAGACCUGCAACACUUGGUCCUUCCUUCUUUUUAGUUCAAAGAAUGGAGAAGCAAAUUGGAAUUUUGAUAAUUUUAUUGACAGAGUGAUAAGAUGCCAAUUGUAUAGGGUUCCAAACCUAUUGACUAAUAAGAGGAAAGGGGCAAGCCAAUAUUGACUCCUAGAAAAGUAUAAAUCAUUGGACAACAAGGAGCCAUCAUAUAUUGACGCUGCACAUCACACAAUCAACUCAACUCAACUCUUACGCUAAUAGAAGUUUCUUACUUUCCUAUUAGCGAAAGAAAAUAACUGGAAAAUAAAUGAUUGAGCAUCAACUUAGUGAUACUUGCAACAAAAUUCAAGAGGAACAAAUGGUGAAGCAGUUUGAAAAGAGAAAUCUGCAAAAAAUCAGACCCCUGUGUUGGAAGCUCGGAGCAGCUGAAGCAUCUGUCUUAAAAUAAGGUAAGUCCAAGUUCAGACAAGCUAUAGCGAGUAAAUUAUUCUAAUUGAACAUUUUUAGUUUGAUUUUCUUUCAUGCACUAUAAAGAUUGAAAGUCAAUGAACUUUUUCUCAACUCCUUUGGCUACCAUUUUCCUGAUGCAUGUCGUUCGUAUAAGAGUGACACAAAUAGAGACUUCAUUAGGUUCUCUUGUAACUGUGCUGUCUGGGAGCUCUUCUGCUUUCUUGAAGUUGCUUUUUGUAUAGGUGAUAUCAACCAGUUACGAUUAAGGAUUAGUUUUUUUUGUUACACUUACAUCGGUUUGGUGUUUGUCAAUAUUUUUGUAAGUUUGAUAAAAUGGACAUUCCAGUUGUUCUUUGUAUGGAUUUGGUAAACAAUGCUAUAUAAUUUUCUUAAAGAUCACAAUAUAACUUGAAGCUCAAA
Molecule: messenger RNA, 2227 nt
Organism: Solanum stenotomum
Lineage: Eukaryota; Viridiplantae; Streptophyta; Magnoliopsida; Solanales; Solanaceae
Exons: 12
Coding region: 168-824 (218 amino acids)
Molecular function (GO): transcription corepressor activity; protein binding
Source: RefSeq, a predicted model, not a curated record